Centropristis striata (black sea bass) is the source of this 3740-nucleotide messenger RNA. It is a transcript of the gene ppfibp1a, whose product is annotated as PPFIA binding protein 1a. Gene Ontology annotation, molecular function: protein binding. Gene Ontology annotation, cellular component: presynaptic active zone. The record is from RefSeq and is a predicted model, not a curated record. The transcript is spliced from 25 exons. Lineage: Eukaryota; Metazoa; Chordata; Actinopteri; Perciformes; Serranidae. Bases 158 to 2824 code for a protein of 888 amino acids. Gene Ontology annotation, biological process: neuromuscular junction development.
UGAAAACUUCAGUUCACAGAGAAAUUCAAUGGGAAGGUGUGCGUGAACCAUGAAGCUCCUCUGAAAAAGUGCAGAAAGUGUUUGGAAUAAGGCCCCCGGAGACUGCAGGAUCCCUUCUUUUACACUACUCGGUCGAAAACUAUUCAUUGAGCACAAGAUGAUGUCCGACGCCAGCGAUAUGUUGGCAGCAGCCUUGGAGCAAAUGGAUGGGAUCAUAGCAGGCUCCAAGGCUAUGGAUUACUCCAACGGGCUGUUUGACUGCCAGUCGCCCACUUCACCUUUCUUGGGUGGCCUCCGGGUGCUGCACCUGCUGGAGGACCUGCGGGGAGUGCUGGAGCUCAUGGACAACGAGGAGAGGGACAACCUGCGAUGUCAGAUCCCCGACACCACUGCAGAGGGGCUGGCAGAGUGGCUGCAGGGAAGACUGACUAAUGGCCACAGCUCCGAAGCAGUCUACCAAGAACGUUUGUCACGACUGGAGAGUGACAAAGAGUGUCUUAUUCUUCAGGUAAGUGUUCUAACAGACCAGGUGGAGGUGCAAGGUGAAAAGAUACGGGACCUGGACACCUGCCUGGAUCAUCAUCGGGGGAAACUAAAUGCUACUGAGGAGCUGCUGCAGCAGGAGCUGUUGAACAGGUCAACACUGGAGACCCAGAAGCUGGAGCUGAUGACCGAGGUGUCCAGUCUGAAGCUGAAGCUGACGGCGGUGGAGAGAGAUCACAGGGACAGCGAGGGCUUGUACCAGGAAGUAACGGACCUGCGGUUCAGGGUGACUGACAUAGAGAAUGAAAGACUGCAGUGUGAGAAGAAACUCAAAGCGACCAAAGAGGAGCUGCAGCUCCUGCAGAGGCAGCUGGAGGAGCGGGAGGCGGAGCUGAGGAGGCUGAAGGACGAGAGCAGACUGAGGGUGGAGAGCCACAACAGAGCUGAGGGCGCAGACAGAGAUGCAGAAGUGUUGAAGUUGAAGAUGGUGUUGGAGUCACUGGCGACGGCCAACGAUGAGAAGGAACGAAGGAUAAAGGGGCUCGAGGAAUCACUCACCAAGAGCUUGAAAGUGCAGGAGCUGAUCAAAGAGAAGUUAAAGGAAGAUGACUAUGACGAUAUCCCAGAUGAUCCCUCACUUCCUGUAUCCAUGGAGGUGGAUCAGGUCACCCUGGUGUUAGAGGGGGAGGCAGGAAGGAGCUCUGGCGAGUCUAUUCCAUGUAUAGCAGUGCUGUCUGAAAUGAAUGACCUAGACAGAGAACGACAGCUACAGGCAGCAGAAAGUUCCUUAGACGCGCCUCAGCCGGGCAGCUCAGCCACAACCAGCAGCAGCGACCAGGCCAGAAGUAAAGCAGGAGCUGGUUCCUCAGCUCCGACUAGAACAAACACAAGUGAGGAGAGUUUUGGUACCAAGAAGGCCCGUUCUUCUUUCGGCCGGGGUUUCUUCAAGCUGCGUGGAGGAAAGCAGACGGCCAGCUCUCCAAACCUGGCUGAGUCAGAACGUAAAGGCACAGAGCACCUGGACUUGGCUGGUGUUCCUCCACGAAAAUCUCCCGAUGGAGCCACUCUACCGUCCUCACCUGAAACCAAAAAGAAGUCCAAAGGCUUCCUGAAGUUCUUCGGCAGGCUUAAGAGGAGCCACUCCACCUCCUUCAACCUGGACGAUGCAGCAGAGAUGGAGUUCAGGAGGGGAGGAGUCAGAGCCACAGCCGGCCCUCGACUCGGCUGGUCACGUGAAUCCAAAAACAAUGCUGUCGAUGUUCCUUUCUCGCGGUGGAGCAGAGAGGAAGUGUGUGCGUGGCUGCAUGAGCAGGGCCUCGGCUUGUAUGUGGCCCAGGGACAGAGCUGGAUCAAAUCAGGACAAACAUUACUACGGGCAUCACAACAUGAUCUGGAGAAGGAGUUGUGCAUCAGGCACCCUCUCCACAGGAAGAAGUUGCAGCUGGCUCUGCAGGCUCUCGGCUCAGAGGAGGAGGAUUUCAAAGGCAGACUGGACCACAACUGGGUGACCAGAUGGCUGGACGACAUUGGCCUCCCGCAGUACAAAAGUCACUUUGAUGAGUCUCGUGUUGAUGGACGUGUGCUGCACAACUUGACAGUGGAGGACUUGCUGUCUCUGAAGGUGGGCAGUGUUCUGCAUCACCUCAGCAUCAAGAGGGCCAUCCAGGUCCUCCGCCUCAACUGCUACGAGCCCAACUGUCUGAGGCGGCGGCCCUCUGAUGAGAACAACAUGACACCAGCAGAGAUCUCCCAGUGGACCAACCACAGAGUGAUGGAGUGGCUGCGGUCGGUGGAUUUGGCAGAAUACGCUCCGAAUCUGAGGGGCAGCGGCGUUCACGGAGGCCUGAUGGUGUUGGAGCCGCGUUUCAACGUGGAGGCGCUCGCCCUUCUGCUCAACAUCCCCCCCAACAAAACCCUGCUGAGACGCCACCUGGCAACACAUUUCCACCUGCUCAUCGGCUCCGAGGCCCAGCGGCUCAAACAGGACUGUCUGGAAAACCCAGACUACAGCGUCCUCACCGCCACCGCCAAGGUCAAGCCUCGCCGCCUGUCAUUCGGAGGUUUUGGCACUUUGAGGAAGAAACGCCACGAUGACGGCGAGGAGUACAUCUGCCCCAUGAACGUGGAAAUGCCCAAGAGCAGCAGCUUCCAGAGGGGCAUCCGGAUCUAUGAGGACCACCUGGAGCAGCUGGAACAGAUGGAAGACUCUGAAGGGACUGUGAGACAGAUCGGAGUGUUUUCUGAGGAAAUCAACAAUCUAACGAGCAUGCUGAAGGAAGACGAGUUUUUCCACGAGAUCUCAGUUGACGCGGCACAAACUGACCGCAACCCCGCUGUCUGAUCCAGAUGCUCCGUGAAACAGGAAACUGUGCCAACCAGAAUCCACGUCCCUCCACCCACCACCAACAUUUGUAAUUUAACAUGUGAGACCUCCACUUUUACAGUACUUUAAUCAUUCAGAAGUACAGCCAUAGCUUUCAUGACCAUAUAUAUUUAUUGAAGCUGUCCAAAAUAUGAUGCAUGAACUGAAAAUGCAAGAUGUUAUUGUAUUAAUGUACUUCUUAUUAUUCAAGCAUUUGUUUUCAGUGAGGUAAGCUUACUUCUUAGAUUACAUUAUUCCUUCCUUUUUAUGACAUAUGCUGCAGUAAAGAUUCAAUUUUAUUUGUGGUACGUAAAGUUGCUUUAUGUUGUCUUUUAAGAUUUAUUCAAAUGAUUACAAACAUUCUCUCGCUUACUGUUUGAGUGGUAUUCAUCUGCAUAGAUAGCUGUUUUUAUUUGCUGGGCUCUGAGAUUUCUGCCUCCACUCCAGUAUUAUGGAGGUGAUUGGGAUUUUGUGUGUGGUGCUCACAGCAUUAAACAUUUUAUUUUUAUAGCAGUGUAUUUUUGUGAGGCAGUAAUCUCAGAGGCAGACAGAUAUGGAUGGAAACAUACCACUGGAGGAAGUGAGAAAAUGUCUUGCUUUCUUUCCAAGAAUUAGGUGAGCAGAUCGAUAUCAUAAUAUGCAUUUCUUUUUUCAUCUUAAGGCUAUUCACCAUGAAAUAGAUACAACCUUUCCCUCUUUUUCUACUCUUUGUGCUAAGCUAAUUAGCUCCUGGUUCCAGUGGUAUCGAUUCUCUCGUCUAACUCUUGGCAUGAAAGUGUUUUAUUUUUUCUCCAAAUGUCAGACUUUUUCUUUCAAGAAACAGCAUGACUGAAGUAAACAUGGAAACCAAAGUGUUUGUUUUUAAUUUUUUGCUAAUAAAAAAGGAGAAAAUGCA